Folsomia candida is the source of this 2537-nucleotide messenger RNA. Its product is annotated as solute carrier family 35 member G1. The transcript has 6 exons. The record is from RefSeq and is a predicted model, not a curated record. Gene Ontology annotation, cellular component: membrane. The coding region runs from base 624 to 1922 and encodes 432 amino acids. Lineage: Eukaryota; Metazoa; Arthropoda; Collembola; Entomobryomorpha; Isotomidae.
CGCAAGACAAGAUUGGGACAGAAGGUGGUUGGUGGUUGUGCUGGAAGGGAGAAAAAUGGGUCAGGUUCUGUGAUAAUUCGGUUUUUUUCUUAUUUAUGUACAUGUAGUGAAACUCAACUCUUGUGUGCAAAAUUUGCGAAUUUGCAAAAACCAUGCAAUCUUAACGCCAAAUAUUUUAAUCUUAACGAAAUUACGACAAAUAUUUUAACACAUACUUAAGAAACGUAUUAAUUGUUACAAGUUAUAUUUAUUUUCGUUUGUUAGAAAAAAUUUAGCAGAUUAAUUAUGAAUUUAGUCACCACGUGUUUUACUCGUAAGCAUGCUCAACUCGUUGUCUGAAUAAUUUGCGAAUUUGCCAAAAUUAUACGUACAAUCUCAAGCCGAAAAUUUUUCUAUGAAUAAAGAAGGCAAACUAUUUCAAUGCACAUUGUGCAUUGAAAUGCACUAUUGUGCACGUGUGAAUUAAUUAAAGUCCCAAAUAUAAAAUUGGCAAUGUCAUGCAAAAAAUUAAUACUUUUUUUAACAAGUGUUUUACCCAGUCUGCUGUGAUAUUUACAUAUCAACUUGGCGUCAAAAUGUUGUUGUGAUAUUAGUGCUAAAUUUUGCAAAAAUUAAUUGCAAACAUGCCAAAUUCGGCGCCGGCAACGGCAUCCUUUUUGUCCUCGGAGGAAGGAGUGAUGCCGAUGACGAAGGUGAAACGUGAGGAGGACUUAUUUCCCCCCGUCAUUAAAGUCGAUCCCAUGCUCGCAAAGUAUUUCGAACCGGAAAAGGUAUCGAUCCAAUUUGUGCGAAAUUGUGGAAUUCUGUUGGAAGAAAACGAACCCGAGGAUGGUAACCGUCGGCAGAAAAGUCUUUCUCGGAAAGAUUCCAUGUUCAUGCAGUACAAAAUCCCGGUCGAAAUUCGAAAGAAUUCCCGCUCCCACUCCAGCAAAGAGGGGUGGCGGAAAUUUGGCGGGAUUAUUUUCGGCGUAACGUCCUCCCUCUGCUUCUCCCUAACACUUCUUUUGGCUAAAGUUCUCCGGGAACAACACGACUACCACCCGCUCUGUAUCACUUUGUGGCGCUACGUCGGAAUUUUGGCGCCGGCCGUGCCAAUUUCCAUGUAUUUUCAUUGCUUCACGGCUGAACCGGUUUUUGACGCUGUUUGGCCGCUCAACAAUGUCAAAAAUUUGAGACAUACUUUAGUCUAUGCGAUGCAAGGAAUUUGUGGCUGUUCCGCGAUAAUUUUCCGCUUUUACUCUCUGGAAUUUAUCACCCUGGCUGACGCGACGGUCGUGUCCUUCUCCUCGCCCGUCCUCGUCGCCGUGCUCGCGCAUAUUUUUCUUGGCGAAAAGUGUGGCGUCGUCUCCAUCGUGGUCGCCGUCCUCGCCGCGCUAGGCGUCGUCGUCAUCGCGCGACCACCCCUCUUAACAAAUGCCAUCUUUGACACGUCGGAUGACGCCAAGGUCUGGAUCGGGGUCGUGCUGGCCUUGGCAUCCAUGGCGUGCCAUUCCGGGUUGCUCAUUUUGAUCCGAAAUAUCCGACAGACCCACUUUUCCCUCAUGCUCCUCGUCGGGGGCGGUUGGGGGGUCGGCCAGAGUGGAAUCCUUGGCUUGAGUUUGAACCUCCUUAAAGCCCCGGAAACCACAUGGGUCGCAUUUUUGAUCGGAUUUUUGUGCGUGCUAACAUUUUUGGGACAGAUUUGCAUAAUUUUGGCACUCAAAUACGAAAAUGCCGGACCAGUCGCGGUGAUUCGGAGUAGCGAGGUCAUUUUCGCGUACCUUUGGCAACUCCAAUUCUUUGGGAUAUAUCCGGAUAUAUUUUCGAUGGCCGGGGCAUCGAUAAUAAUAUUUUCCGUGGUCGUCAUAGCAACCAAGUCGUGGGUUGCGGGUCUAAAUUCGGACAACGUGCAUCGCAAGAGGCUCCACAUUCUCACAAAAUAAUUAAUCUACUCAUUUUAUGGUCAGUUUAUGUAAACGAAUUAAUUUUAAUAUCACGAAUUAAAAGUCAUACAUACAUAAGUAACCUUUUGAACUAUCAAUGUACUUACGUACCUCAAAUUAUAAGGUUACAAAUUCCACACAAGACGUGCAAUAAAAGUCACGAAUCCUUAAUUAAACUAGUUUUCUACAAGUUAAAUAUUCUUUAGGAAUCUCUCGUCGUUUAUUUUUUUGAGUCACAAAUCCUCCUAUUUUUAUUUGUCUGUGUAAAUUUUCAAAAACUUUCAAAACUUUUUUCAAAAAGUUUUCUGUGAAAUUUGUUCAAUAUUUCUGUAAGAAAGUGUAUUAAUUUAAGGAAAUAAGAAUGUAAAAUUAUUUAUAUAUUUAAAAUAUGAGCCUUUCUCUUCCAAAAAAAAUUUGUCAAUUUCAGUUUUGUUUGGCUGUUGAGAUGGUAAAAUUUUAAUUCUUGCUAAAAAAAGGCAAAUCUAUUUAUCGAGCUGGACUCUGUGAUCUUGCUUUUAUUUAAUAAUUCAAUUUAAGUACAUGUUCAAUUGGGCUAUUUACUGUGAUUAAUUUAAAAAUAAAUGUUGUAUUUAUCAAUAAAUAAGUUAGAUAUGA